This is a messenger RNA of Anastrepha obliqua, 783 nucleotides long. RefSeq lists its product as uncharacterized. Bases 1 to 783 code for a protein of 260 amino acids. The transcript has 2 exons. The record is from RefSeq and is a predicted model, not a curated record. Lineage: Eukaryota; Metazoa; Arthropoda; Insecta; Diptera; Tephritidae.
AUGGCAUUGCCAUUGGCACCGCGACGUGCUUCGAUCGCGUGGGAAAAACCAACAGCGACAGCACCCACAACAGCCGCCACGCUGACCCAGACAUCAGCUGCUGGCACAGCAAUACACGCGCCAACCGCAAACAUUUACAAACCCGUAAAAAUUACACUAAUCGGCGAGCCAUUGAAGCAAUGGCAAUGGAAUGCUGCCAGCAAUGGGAAGACGACUGCUGCUGUGCAAAGUAAUGGCAACACCAGCACAAUCAGCAAUGGUGGCGUCAAAGGUGUAAAGAGUGAAACGAAUGGUGGCGGUGGGGGUGCUGGUGAUGGUAAUUGGAAUGGUCGAAAUAAAAGUAACGGUAAUAGUGAUGGGAUGUGUAAUGGUCUCACCAAUGGCCUUUCCAAAGAGUUCAAGAACGGAUUGUGCAAUGGUGCGGCUGAUUCGUAUGGCAGCAAUGGAUAUUCUCGUACAAAUGGUAGCAGCAAUAAUUACAAGGUAAAAGCAAUUGGCGGUGUUGGCAAUGGCAAGCAGCUGGGUUGCGGUAGUGUUGUUGAUUUGCAUAAUGGCCAACAAAACCAGAUGAUCUAUCAGCAACAACAAAAUCAUCAUGUGCAUAAACCUCAUAUAAAACAGGCGCUGCUUCCACCAGGACAACAACAACAACAACAACAAAAAACACAACUUGCAAGCAGAAAUAGCCAUCAACAGCAGCAAAAGCCACUGCAAGUUUAUCAAACGCCAAAUGGCACUAAUGGCAGUAAUGCCAAUUUCAAUCCAACAGUUACUAUAGUCUGA